Messenger RNA from Xiphophorus hellerii (green swordtail), 3929 nucleotides. RefSeq names its product NLR family CARD domain-containing protein 3-like. The transcript has 11 exons. The coding region runs from base 232 to 3486 and encodes 1084 amino acids. The record is from RefSeq and is a predicted model, not a curated record. Lineage: Eukaryota; Metazoa; Chordata; Actinopteri; Cyprinodontiformes; Poeciliidae. Gene Ontology annotation, molecular function: protein binding.
ACUCUGUGUGGGGAAGAUGAGAGCCAGAGCAAAGGUCAGAGGAUCCAUCAGAGACUCAAACCAGAACCAGAACCAGAACCCAGCUGUGUGUCCUUUAAGAGUGACAGGUCAAAGGAUGCAUUCCUUCACUUUAAAUCUCCUGGAUCUCCACCAUCAGAGAGGAUCCAUCAGAGAUCAAAACCAGAACCAGAACUAGAACCCAGCUGUGUCUCCGUUAAGAGCAACUGGUCAAUGGAUGAUCCUGUUGUUGGCUUUAAAUCUCCUGGACCUCCAUCAUCAGAGAGAGUGGACCAGCAGAGCUCAGAGGUUCCCAGUGGUCCAUCUACCCAGCAGCAUCAAACACAGCUGGACUCCGUAUUUAUGCUUCUGGAGGACAACAUUGUCACUUUUGUGAAAAAUGAGCUGAAGAAGAUUCAGAAGGUUCUGAGUCCUGAUGACACAGAAUGUUCAGAGAGUCAGAAUGAUGAUGAUGAGGUGUUGGAAGGUGAGGAUGAAGAGCAGAGGAGGAGCAACAGAGAGGCAGUGAUGAAGAUCACACUGAACUUCCUGAGGAGGAUGAAGCAGGAGGAGCUGGCUGACCGUCUGCAGAGCAAACAAUUUGCUGCAGUUUUUCGACAUGAUCAUAAAUCUGUUCUGAAGAAGAAGUUCCAGUCUGUGUUUGAGGGGAUUGCUAAAGCAGGAAGUCCAACCCUUCUGAACCAGAUCUACACAGAGCUCUACAUCACAGAGGGAGGGACUGGAGAGGUCAAUGAUGAACAUGAGAUCAGACAGAUUGAAACAGCAUCCAGGAAACCACACAGACCAGAAACAACAAUCAGACAAGAAGACAUCUUUAAAGUCCCACCUGGAAGAGAUCAACCAAUCAGAACAGUGAUGACAAAGGGAGUGGCUGGCAUUGGGAAAACAGUCCUAACACAAAAGUUCACUCUGGACUGGGCUGAAGACAAAACCCACCAGAACAUCCAGUUCAUAUUUCCAUUCACGUUCAGAGAGCUGAAUGUGCUGAAAGAGAAAAAGUUCAGCUUGGUGGAACUUGUUCAUCACUUCUUUAAUAAAACCAAAAGAAUCUGCAGCUUUGAACACUUCCAGGUUCUGUUCAUCUUUGAUGGCCUGGAUGAGAGUCGACUUCCUCUGGACUUCCACAACAAGGAGAUCCUGACUGAUGCUACAGAGUCCACCUCAGUGGAUGUUCUGCUGACAAACCUCAUCAGGGGGAAACUGCUUCCUUCUGCUCUCCUCUGGAUAACCACACGACCUGCAGCAGCCAAUCAGAUCCCUCCUCAGUGUGUUGACAUGGUGACAGAGGUCAGAGGGUUCAAUGACCCACAGAAGGAGGAGUACUUCAGGAAGAGAUUCAGAGAUAAGAAACAGGCCAGCAGGAUCAUCUCCCACAUGAAGACAUCACGAAGCCUCCACAUCAUGUGCCACAUCCCAGUCUUCUGCUGGAUCACUGCUACAGUUCUGGAGGAUGUGUUGCAGACCAGAGAGGGAGGAGAGCUGCCCAGAACCCUGACUGAGAUGUACAUCCACUUCCUGGUUGUUCAGACCAAAGUGAAGAAGGUCAAGUAUGAUAGAGGAGGUGAAACAGAUCCACACUGGAGCCCAGAGAGCAGGAAGAUGAUUGAGUCUCUGGGAAAACUGGCUUUUGAUCAGCUGCAGAAAGGAAACCUGAUCUUCUAUGAAUCAGACCUGACAGAGUGUGGCAUCGAUAUCAAAGCAGCCUCAGUGUACUCAGGAGUGUUCACACAGAUCUUUAAAGAGGAGAGAGGUCUGUACCAGGACAAGGUGUUCUGCUUCAUCCAUCUGAGUGUUCAGGAGUUUCUGGCUGCUCUUCAUGUUCAUCGGACCUUCAUCAACUCUGGUGUCAACCUGAUGGAAGAAACACAAACACCUAUGCUGUGGUCAUUAUUUAGCAAACCUAAACUAAAUUCUCUCCAUCAGAGAGCUGUUGACCAGGCCUUACAGAGUCCAAAUGGACACCUGGACUUGUUCCUCCGCUUCCUCCUUGGACUUUCACUGCAGACCAAUCAGAGACUCCUAAAAGGCCUGCUGACACAGACAGGAAGUAGCUCACAGACCAAUCAGGAAACAGUUCAGUUUAUCAAGAAAAAAAUCAGUGAGAAAGUGUCUGCAGAGAAAAGCAUCAAUCUGUUCCACUGUCUGAAUGAACUGAAUGAUCGUUCUCUAGUGGAGGAGAUCCAACAGUCUCUGAGUUCAGGAAGUCUCUCCACAGAUAAACUGUCUCCUGCUCAGUGGUCAGCUCUGGGUUUCAUCUUAGUGUCAUCAGGAAAAGAUCUGGAUGUGUUUGACCUGAAGAAAUACUCUGCUUCAGAGGAGGUUCUUCUGAGGCUGCUGCCAGUGGUUAAAGCCUCCAACAAAGCUCUACUGAGUGGCUGUAACCUCUCAGAGAGAAGCUGUGAAGCUCUGUCCUCAGUUCUCAGCUCCCAGUCCUCCAGUCUCAGAGAACUGGACCUGAGAAAAAACAACCUGCAGGAUUCAGGAGUGAAGCUUCUCUCUGCUGGACUGAAGAGUCCAAACUGCAACCUGGAAACUCUCAGACUGAGUGGCUGUAACCUCUCAGAGAGAAGCUGUGAAGCUCUGUCCUCAGUUCUCAGCUCCCAGUCCUCCAGUCUCAGAGAACUGGACCUGAGUAACAACAACCUGCAGGAUUCAGGAGUGAAGCUUCUCUCUGCUGGACUGAAGAGUCCAAACUGCAACCUGGAAACUCUCAGCUUAUCAGGCUGUUUGGUCUCAGAGGAAGGCUGUGCUUCUCUGGCCUCAGCUCUGACCUCCAACCCCUCCCAUCUGAAAGAGUUGGACCUGAGCUACAAUCAUCCAGGAGACUCAGGAGUGAAGCUGCUGUCGGCUGGACUGAAGGAUCCACACUGGAGACUGGAAGCUCUCAGGGUGGAGCCUGCUGGAGUCCCAUUCUUGACACCAGGUCUGAGGAAGUAUUCCUGUCAACUCACCAUCGACACAAACACAGUGAACAGAAAACUCAAACUGUCUGAAGACAACAGGAAGGUGACACGUGUGGAGGAGCUUCAGUCAUAUCCUGAUCAUCCAGACAGAUUUGAUAGCUGGAAUCAGCUGCUGUGUAGAACUGGUCUGACUGGUCGCUGUUACUGGGAGGUUGAGUGGAGAGGAAAAGUUGAUAUAUCAGUGAGUUACAGAAGAAUCAGGAGGAAAGGAAACACUAGAGACUGUGUGUUUGGAUAUAAUGAUCAUUCCUGGAGUCUGAGAUGCUCUGAUGAUGAUGGUUACUCUGUCUGGCACAAUAAGAUAGAAACUCGUCUCUCCUCCUCCUCUGACUCUCACAGAGUAGCAGUGUAUGUGGACUGUCCUGCUGGCAUUCUGUCCUUCUACAGAGUUUCCUCUGACUCACUGAUCCUCCUCCACACCUUCAACACCACAUUCACUGAACCUCUGAUUCCUGGAUUUUCGGUCUGGUGGUCCAAUUAUGGUUCCUCAGUGUUUCUGUGCUGAGUUGAGUCUAAAGAGUCUAAAGAAUUUCGUCCUAUCAGAGAAACUCUCUCACUGAUUAAAAGAUAGUUCAGUCUCUACAUGUUUUUCAUUCAGAAACAUAUUUUCAUGGAUCCAAACUGUUUCUUGGUUAAACUCUUCUGCACAACCCUGGGAUUAUUCCAGGAUUAUAACUGGAUCAACUUGUUGUUUUUUUCUGUUUCCAGUCAAAGAUUCACAAUGAAUCUCAGGAUGUUUUGUUUCUCUCUUGAGUUUUUCCUUUCAUUUAUCAUUCAGAUUUCUUUUAAUUUACAACAGUUUUUCUCAAUCACUGGACAUUUUUUUGUUUCUGUCAACUCAUAUAUUCAUAAAUUUGUCUUGGAUUCAAAUGUUAUUUUUUGUAUAUUUACUGCAGUUCUACUUCAUGUGUUUUAGUGAACAAUAAACACAUUUUAUUCUGAAUUUUA